Erythranthe guttata (spotted monkey flower) is the source of this 1821-nucleotide messenger RNA. The record is from RefSeq and is a predicted model, not a curated record. Lineage: Eukaryota; Viridiplantae; Streptophyta; Magnoliopsida; Lamiales; Phrymaceae.
AUGGGAUCUCCUACGAGGCCUCAGGGGUCGCAGCAACUUCCCUUGGGUGGUAGGUGGAGAUUUAACGAAGUUCUCUCAUGCACGGGAAAAAAGGGUGGCUUGCCAAAAUUCGCCUAUCAACUAGCAUCGUUUCGCGAGGCUUUGACGGACUGCUCUCUCUCGGAUUUGGGGUUCACUGGCCCCCUAUUUACUUGGUCUAACCGUCGGAUUCCUCCAAAUACGGUGAGAAGUAGACUUGAUCAGGCUUGUGGGGACGGCAAUUGGAGAGACCUUUUCCCGAGUGCUCGUGUGGAACAUCCGGAGCUUGCAGGAUCGAACCACCUACCAAUCCUACUGCGUUUGCAUGUUAAUGACCACCAUACGCUGCAAAGGGGUCGCCGACCCUUUCUCUUUGAGGCUAUGUGGCUUCGUCGGGAUGAGUGCAAGGGGAUUGUCCAAAAUCACUGGUCGGAUGAGCAAAUUUUGAACCCAAUUGAGGACAUGCUCGACAAGACGGACAGUUGCAAACUUUCUCUCUUAAGUUGGAGUAGGUCAGAUGCUACGAAUCCUAAAAAGCAGAUUGCCAAAAUUCAUAAACGAUUAGCUCAGAUUACGAUGAGCGAGGUGUCUGAGGCAGAGGCGAGUGAGGCUAUCUUAUUGAAGAAUGAACUGGAGAAAUUAUACGGAUAUUGGGAUAUCUAUUGGCGUCAGAGGAGCAGGGUCCGAGAAGGGGACCGAAAUACGGGUUUCUUUCAUGCUAAAACAUCCAAUAGGAGGAAGAGCAACUGGGUUCAUAAAAUCAAAGAUGAUCGGGGCAUUUGGCGAGAGAAAAAAGAGAAUAUUGAGCAUGUGAUCAGUGGUUAUUUCUCCUCAAUCUUUCAGACCAGCCACCUAGACGAGAGAGUGAUGGAGAGAGUACUGGAGCACAUCGAACCGAGGGUGUCAUGCCAGGCUAGAAAAUUUCUUUCCCUACCUUUCACAGCGGACGAGGUAACUCGUGCUAUAUCUCAAAUGUCUCCCUCAAAAUCUCCCGGUCCCGAUGGUUUUCUAGUGUUGUUUUACACUAAGUAUUGGAAGAUUCUUGGUGACUCUGUUCUUAAAUGCGUGUUAGAUUUUUUAAAUAACCGUCGGCUUCCGAGCAAACUCAACUUCACAUUUAUUGUUCUCAUCCCGAAAGUGGUAAAUCCAGAGAAAAUUACUGAAUAUCGUCCGAUUAGUCUGUGCAAUGUUAUAUAUAAAUUCGGAUCUAAAGUCAUUGCCAAUCGGAUGAAAACCCUACUUAAUGAUGUCAUUUCUCUAAACCAAUCCGCUUUUGUUCCUAAACGUCUGAUCACAGAUAAUAUCUGGCUCAUCAAAUGGCGUUUUUUAGCUUUCUUCAGGAUUUGGCCCGAACUGUUCGGCAGUCCCAUGCGUUACGCACCCGUUCGCCACUGUGUUCUCAACUCUUCUCACCUCCUGGGUGGUGGAGAGCAUGAGAAAUAUUUGGGCAUGCCAGUUACGAUGGGAAAAUCUCGUAAAGACAUUUUCCGAUUUCUUCAGGACAGGGUUUGGACUCGCAUUGGCGGUUGGAGCGAGAAACUUCUUUCGAGGGCGGGGAAAGAAGUGUUGAUCAAAGCAGUACUUCAAGCAAUUCCCUCACAUAUUAUGACAUGCUUCUCUCUCCCACAGGGAUUGGUAGAUGAGAUCGAAACGGCUAUUCGGAAGUCCUGGUGGGGAAGUGGUCGCUCGAGAUCUAUGGCUUGGACUUCGUGGCAGCACCUUUGUAAGUCCAAAGAAUUCGGGGGAAUGGGCUUCAAAGAUCUCCGAAGCUUCAACAUAGCCAUGUUGGCAAAACAACUGUAA